UACUUUGUCUAUUGCACAUCAUUCACUUGACUGAUCGUCAAAGAUCACACAAGAAAUUUUAUUCCUUAUUUCAUUUUAUAAUUCUUUACUUUAAAUUACGUCACAAUGAAUGAAAAAUAAGAUAAUAAUUGAGUAUGACUGAAAGAAAAAUGGAUGAAGGAAAGAUUACAGAUUCUAUGGCUUUUGAGGAUUUUUUAAAAGGAGACGUUUUGGUUUUACGAUGUAUGGGAUUGUCAUAUUUUAAUAGGGUAUUUUCUCAUAAUAAGGAAACUGAAAAAUGGUGGGAAAAAAUAAUUCCAUUAUGUGGUAUUUUGACGAUGUGUUUAUUAAUAUCUCUUGAAAUAAUAAAAGUGCUACGAGUAAUAGUUGUUGAUAUUACUCUUGCAACUGAAAUAUUGACCGCGAUGCUUUCGGGUAUGUUAUGUACAUUUAAGGCAAUAAGAUGUUGGACACAUCGAAAAGAACUAUUUGAUUUUUUACGACAGCUUAAAACAUUAUGGGAAUCAGCGGAUUCAAAUAAAUAUAUCACAGAAGACGUAUUAAAUAUAGUACUCUAUGCCAGAUCAUUUAGAAAUUAUUUGGCAGCUGUAGUGAUUUCAUUAGCUGUCAGUUGGGGUUUUCCAGCCUACAUGGUACUUGGUAAUCAUUUAAUAUUCCACAGAGAUGAAUAUUUUUUCAAUUUAUCUAUGAUAAUGUAUCCAGUCGCGUAUCCAUUUACGAUAAAUUCAUACUCAAUAUACUUUUCGUGUCUACUAUUUGAGCAAAUAGCUGAAUUAUUGGCUAUUGUUUUCUGGUUGUGCGGAGACGCACUUUUCAUUCAGUUAACGACACACGUUGGCGCUCAAUGCACGAUAUUAGUUAAUAGGCUGCGAGGUAUUAAUAAGGAUGGAAAUGGUUCCAAUAAUCAAGAAAACCAUCGACAGUUAGCAGAUAUUAUUUCGAUUCAUCAUAAAUUAUAUUUACACUACUGUUGGCUACAAAGAUUUUUCAACCCCAUAGUACUUUUUGUCACCCUAAUUAACGGAGCUAAUCUUUGUUUUUCUCUAUAUCGAGUUGAUGGGGAAAUAAACGAACGCAAUUGGAGUAAUCUUCUGAUAAAUGUACUCCACUUAGUUGCGGUUCUUGGACAAACAUUUUUGUACUGUAAACACGCUGAUGUUUUAACCCAAAAACUUGACGAAAUUAGUUACGCAGUUUAUUAUUGCGAUUGGACACAUUGUGAUAAGAAAUUUAAGACUAUGAUGCUGAUGAUAAUAAGACGAGCUCAAAAAGGAUAUCGCUUUACAAUUUAUGGAAUUAUAACGCUCGAUCUAAUGGAAUUUACAAAGAUUGUUAAUGCUGCAAUGAGUUAUUUUGCUCUAUUACGAAGUUUUGGAUAGUUUUGUCUUCAGAAUAAUUAUUGUUUUUUAGUUUGAAACUAGUUCUAAAACUGAUAGAAUAAAAUGUUAUUUACUAAGUAAAUAUUACUUGUUUAGACUGCACUCUCUGAAAAUAAAUCAAUGAAAAGUACAGCAUCUCAGUGAAUAUAACUGCGAACUGCUCCCAAAUAUAUCACUAAUUGAAUCAGUGAUAUACUUGGUACUGUU
Messenger RNA from Microplitis mediator, 1586 nucleotides. RefSeq names its product odorant receptor 67c-like. Gene Ontology annotation, biological process: sensory perception of smell; detection of chemical stimulus involved in sensory perception of smell. NCBI's taxonomy places the organism in Eukaryota, Metazoa, Arthropoda, Insecta, Hymenoptera, Braconidae. The transcript is spliced from 8 exons. Bases 135 to 1379 code for a protein of 414 amino acids. Gene Ontology annotation, molecular function: olfactory receptor activity; odorant binding. Gene Ontology annotation, cellular component: plasma membrane. The record is from RefSeq and is a predicted model, not a curated record.